This is a messenger RNA of Dermacentor andersoni, 1403 nucleotides long. RefSeq names its product citramalyl-CoA lyase, mitochondrial-like. The record is from RefSeq and is a predicted model, not a curated record. Gene Ontology annotation, biological process: regulation of cobalamin catabolic process. Gene Ontology annotation, molecular function: (S)-citramalyl-CoA lyase activity. Lineage: Eukaryota; Metazoa; Arthropoda; Arachnida; Ixodida; Ixodidae.
GAUAUGGCGCGUCGUUUUGUUUUGGUUUAUGAAGUUUCAUGUCCAGCAUGAUUAGGAGAUUUUUCCGCGGUAACAACCGCCACGCACUCGAAAAUAAUUACCUGUAUAUUUUCGCACGGUCAAUAGCAAUCCUGUUACCUUUUAAUGAUAGUAACAAAACCGUUGAAGGCUAACAGCUACUGGGAUAUAGCUCACUGGUUUCGGGCAUGUGAAUUGCUCGUUCUCAGCUGCAACGAUCACGUUAGCGCCCACACCAGAUGCCAUCAGAAUGCAUGCAAAAGUACAUUAAGCCUUUAAUACAACAUCGCCAUCCGUAAAUACUGGUGACAUCAAGGGUCACGACUGAAAUCUCAUAUCAGCUGUUUUUUCUUAGUGGUGUCUGGCGCUGCAAUUCACUUUCUGACGUAUGCCCUUCGUAAGCUGCUGCACAAGAUCCAUGUCCCAUGUGCCAGUCCAACGUUGCGGCAUUAUACGCCUCGUCGGGCCGUUCUCUAUGUGCCGGGCAGCGAUGAGAGAAAGAUAACAAAGGCAUUCGGCUUAGAUGUUGACUGCAUGGUUCUAGACUGCGAGGAUGGCGUGGCUGCCAAUAAAAAGAAAGAGGCACGUGAGACAGUGGCUCGUGUGCUGGACAAAGCAGAGAGGUCAGAAGGACGCAGAGACCUGGCAGUGCGCAUCAAUGCAGUGAGCACGGGCCUUGCGGGGGAUGAUAUUCAGUGCCUCCUCGGUGCUUCUCAACUUCCUAGUACGUUGCUGGUGCCUAAGGUGGAAGAGACCAAGCAAUUGGACUGGGUGAGGGACCAGGUGGAGCGUGCCCUGGGUGAGCGGCAACACCGACUCGAGCUCAUUGUGUGCAUUGAGACAGCAUUGGGCCUGCUCAACUGCCGCCAGCUGCUGGAGCAUGCCUCUGCAAUGACACACAGCCGCCUGCAGUUGGCCGGCCUGUUGUUUGGUUCUGAUGAUUUCACAGCCAGUAUAGGAGCCCGGCGCACACCAGAAGCUACAGAGGUGCUGAUGGCACGUCAGCAGCUGGUGGUGUUGGCAAAGGCAUUCGGCAUCCAGGCUGUUGAUAUGGUCACUAUAGACUUGAAAAAUGAAGAGUUGCUGCGACGCCAGUGCACAGAGGGGGCAGCCAUGGGCUUCACAGGAAAGCAAGUGAUUCAUCCAUCACAGAUUGUGCCAACCCAGGAGGCCUUUGCCCCGACCCCUGCUCAGCUGGACCGGACACAGCGCCUCGUCAAGGAGUUCCACCAGCACCAGCAACAAGGAAAGGGGGCAUUUGUGUUUGAAGGCAGCAUGAUCGACAUGCCCAGUGUGCGGCAAGCACUCAACAUUGUGGAAGCAGACCAGGUUAUUCAUGGCAAGACGUCUUAAGUAAGGCCAAUAAAAAGCUUUUUUAUGCCCUU